CAUCUAUUUUGUGUUUACCAUAUGUUUGCAACCAAUUUCACAAGAGAGUAAGUCUUCUGGAUAUGGUACUUUUCACCAGGAAGAUGGAGGGCUGGGCAUGCUCUAGAAUUCUAAAACUUUGUGACUCAACUCUGAUUCUGUGGUUCUACUACUAAGUAGAGUGAUCACUAAGGGCUCAUUUCCAAGGGCUCCAUGUCACUCUGGUGGUGAGGCAGACCAUGAUUUGGGCUGCAAUGUUCGCUCACUCUUUCUUUUACUAGAGUUCUGCCAUUGAAUCAUGGAGUCAACAUCCCAGGACAAAAAGGCAACUCAUGUCAUCACUAUACAACCAAAUGAAACUGUAUUGACUGCAUUUCCCUACAGACCUCACAGCUCUCUGCUGGACUUUCUAAAAGGAGAGCCAAGAGUGUUGGGGGCUACCCAGAUCCUCCUUGCUCUAAUCAUUGUGGGCCUUGGAACAAUAUUUGUUCUUAAUUACAUCCAUUUCUCCCAAAGACUUCCCCUUGUUCUCCUCUCAGGAUAUCCAUUUUGGGGAGCACUUAUUUUUAUGGUUACAGGGUACCUCACAGCAGUCGAAGAGAAAUCAAAAACUCAGGGUCAAGGUGUCAUGGCCAUGAAUGUUAUCAGUUCCUUGGUUGCGAUAACUGGGAUUACUUUCACCAUACUCAGCUACAGACAUGAAGACAAGUACUGCCAGACACCUUCCCUUGAAGAAACAUGUGUUUUAGGUAGAACUCUUUUCAUUGGAAUUUUGUCAAUCUUACUGAUCAUCAGCAUAGCAGAGCUCAGCAUCUCUGUGACUAUUGCAUCCUUUAGAAGCAAGUGCUGGACGCAGUCAGAUGAGGUUCUGUUUUUCUUGCCUUUGGAUGUUACUCAAAAUAGUGAACAACCUGCCCCAGAAGAAAAUGCUCAAUUACAAUUUGUGCUUCAAGAAGAGUUUUCCAGUGAUGAUUCAACAACAAAUGCACAGCCUGUUUUCUUUGGAGGCUAUGCUUUCUUCAAGUUAAGACUCUCUAGAAGUCCUUUAGUCUCCCAACCAGAUAAUAAAGAUAGGAGAUCUGUGACAGAUGAACAAAAGCAAAGUAUCCUUUCAGCUCCUAAAUUUUCAGAGGAAGAAAUGCCCAUUCAGCCAGACUCUACAUUUAAACAAAUGACAGAUGAAGAUCUACAAUCUGCUAUGAUACAACCCUCCCAAAUGGAAACCCAGUUGAUGGAGAACCAAGCUGUGUCACUCCAAGUGACAUCCCAUUCUGUACUAAAACUCCAAGAUCUGUCACCUGAGGACUUACCAUCCCAAGCUCUACCAGUACAAGGCCUUUCAGAACAAUCUACACCAGCCAAGUCUACAUCAUCCGAUGUCAAACAGUCUUAUAAUCUGACAGCUAAUGACCUGUCCCCUCAAGGCAUACUAUCCCAAGAUAUGCUGCUUCAUGACAUGGCAUCAAAAGACAUGCAAUCCCUAUCUAUACUAUCUCAAGACACACUAUCCCACAACGUGUCACCCCAAGACAUACCUUCCCAAGACAUGUUAUCCCAAGCCGUAUCAGAACAAGCCAUAUUACCUGAAGCCUCAACAUCCCAUAUUGUGCAGGUCCCUAAAAUACAACACCUACUUCAGCAACCCCCAGAUCUUCGACCAGAAAACAUUCACCCUCAAAAUCAGCAAAAUUUACAAAUGUCAUAUCAAGAUAUUAGAUCAGAAGUUAUGGAAGAAACCAAAGAAUGGAAAGCUGAGGAGGAACUCCAUAGAAGAAAAUCCUCAAGACGGCAUUCCUUAAACCAGCAAACCAAAGGCUUGCAAUACAUAAGGAGAUAUUCCUUAUACAUGCAAACCAAAGGCCAGCAAUCCCCAAAGAGGCAUUCCUUGGAUCAGCAAAGCAAAGGCUGGCAAUCUCCAAAGCGGAAAUCCUUAGAUCAGCAAAUCAAAGACUGGCUAUCCCCAAAGAGGCACUCCAUAGAUAAGCAAGCUCAGCUUAAUCAAACCACAGAGCAACUCCCAGAUCAGCAAGCUGAAGAUCGGCAAGCCAAAGGGGAACAAUACCCAGAAGGACAAUCUAAAGAUGAGCAAGUUAAAGACCAGCAGACUGAUAAGGAGCAACACUCAAAGAAGCAAACCAAGGAUCAGCAAGCUGAAGACCAGCAGGCCCAAGAGAAGAAAUCCCCAAAAGGAUGGUACCAAAGUGUUCAACCUGAAGGACAGCAAGCUCAAGUGGAGAAAAUGCCAAAGCAGUUAUGCCAAGAUUCAGAAUCCCAAAUACAGCAAUACCAAUUCUGGCAAUAUCACAAAAGCAAUCUACAGACUGGACAACCCAAGACUGUCAAUCCAAUGACUGGAGAACUCAAGGCUGGAGAGACAAAUAUUACAAAGCACGAGAAUGGCAAUUUGCAAUGCAGCCCUGGCAAACACAAGAUCUGUUAGAGAAAGAAGCCCUAAAGCAGAAAGCUCUAUACCAAGAAGUCCAAACCCAGCACACCACAGCCCAACUUAACCUAGAAUGGGAAGAUGGUCAAGAUAAAGACCAACACGACCUUCGAUCCAGAGUUACACAGAAAGGAGAUAUGUAUACUAGAGACAUCAAACCAGGGGACAUAAAAUGUAUAGGGCAAACUUCAGGGGACCUACAGUCAGAAGACGUGAAGCCAGAUUUCCAUUCUUCUUCGGGCCAAAGCUCAGUACAAGACACAUGUUUAGCCUAUUUGUCCCAUCUAGAUUCGGAACAAGAUGUGCAACCAAAUACUUCAGCUUCCUCAAAUUCAUAUAAAGAAGAUGUGAAUUUAACUUCUACUUCAUGUGAUCCAAAAGAUCAACAGCAAUCUGAAGACUCUGAAUAACAUGCAGAAUCUACCCCCAAGUGCCACGCUGCCCCCAAUAAUGGAAUUAAAUUAGGAAAAACAAUGUCCUCUCCUCCAACCUGUGUUCUCAACUGUGGUUGCUACCUAAUUAUCUUACCAAGAAAUGAAGGGCAUGCAGAGCACUCAAGGAAUUUGUCCUUACUUAAAAUAAAAUGACAACAAA
This is a messenger RNA of Cebus imitator (Panamanian white-faced capuchin), 3016 nucleotides long. It is a transcript of the gene MS4A14, whose product is annotated as membrane spanning 4-domains A14. Gene Ontology annotation, cellular component: plasma membrane. The record is from RefSeq and is a predicted model, not a curated record. NCBI's taxonomy places the organism in Eukaryota, Metazoa, Chordata, Mammalia, Primates, Cebidae. Gene Ontology annotation, biological process: cell surface receptor signaling pathway.